Phytophthora infestans T30-4 is the source of this 576-nucleotide messenger RNA. RefSeq lists its product as uncharacterized. The record is from RefSeq and is a predicted model, not a curated record. Bases 1 to 576 code for a protein of 191 amino acids. NCBI's taxonomy places the organism in Eukaryota, Oomycota, Peronosporomycetes, Peronosporales, Peronosporaceae. The transcript has a single exon.
AUGCGGCCACUGACAGUGGAUCCAAACAUUCUACGCUUCCAGUUUGUCAAGACCGUGCGCCUCGUGGACGACUCGAUGGACGCCAUUGUUAACCGCACGUGGGACGCGUUCCACGACCCGAAGAAGUUCGCGUCCAUCUACAGCACACCUGUGACCACCCGCGUCAUUCAAAAGGUCACUGACGACAUGACCGUGCUCAUUCAGAAUGCCCCGGUUCAAUCCGACCACAAGCGGAAUAUCCGCUACUUUAAUAUCCUUGCACGCGCGCGAGGGCUUAAUACGCAAAACGAACGUGUCGUGGCGCUCCUCAAGACGAUCAUGAGCCCAACCGACUGCCAAGGCGUCGGCGACAUCACGGCUCAACUCCACGAGAUCGAGUGGAUGAAGCGCGGCAUCUCGUACUUGUUACUGACCGAGGAACCGACGAGGACCGACGCGCGAACGUUUCGUCUACAUUACGGCUGUGACUACGAGUGUGUGAGUGAGGAGCACGCGCGGUAUCUCAUGGUGGAAGUGCUAAGUAUCGCCUGUCGGUGGGAGCGACUGGUCUUGCCGUCGCACCGCCUCACCUUUUGA